Calidris pugnax (ruff) is the source of this 2196-nucleotide messenger RNA. RefSeq names its product vaccinia related kinase 3 (gene VRK3). Gene Ontology annotation, cellular component: cytoplasm; nucleus. NCBI's taxonomy places the organism in Eukaryota, Metazoa, Chordata, Aves, Charadriiformes, Scolopacidae. The record is from RefSeq and is a predicted model, not a curated record. Gene Ontology annotation, biological process: signal transduction; peptidyl-serine phosphorylation. Gene Ontology annotation, molecular function: protein serine/threonine kinase activity; ATP binding.
GCCUGGCAAGGAGCUGCGGGCCGCGCUCGGUGGCGGCUGUCGGGGUGUCCCUGUGGCGAGGGACGCGGUGCAGAGGGGGUGGCCGUGUGCGGGUACCCUGCGGGGUGGCGGGCAGCGGGGCCCGGCGGUCCCAGGGCGGGCACCCCCGGGGGUGCUGGCUCUGGCCUCAGAACCGUCUCUGCUCCACAAAACGCGCAUCCUCAGGAGCCGUGCUUCCUCCUCCGGCUCUGGAGGGUCAAAGCCGACCUGCUGCCGGCACCGUGCAGGAGCCACCGUGCUGUGGGUGCUGUCGGUGCUGUCGGUGACGGCUAAAUGUCCAAUUCUGGGUUCUUUGCCCAUUUCGGAGGCCAAAAGAAAGCAGCUGAAUCGCCUGGGCUGCCCCUCAGCUGUCUGGUGACUGCUGAUCUUUCCAGUUUAGUUGUAAACUUCCAAAGAAAAGGUUCCGAUCAUAUUCUCCCCGUUAACUUGGAAACGCUCUUCAGGAGCGUUGCCCAACAAUUGGUUUUAGUGUUUUUGUGUAACAAAGUCUGGGCAUCCACCUGUGUCUUUAAAAACAUGUAAUGUUAGAAAAAGGGAAAAUCAAUGUUGUUAUUAUAGUGGAGGGUGCUUUUAUAGACACGCCUUUUGGGUGACAAGCAGCAGAUGACCUGUGUGUAGCCCUCAGAGCAGGAUAAGGGGAACUACCCCAAGACCAAGUAGCGGGUGCAGAUCUUUCUGAAGGAGGAAGGCCACCUAUAACUGCAACGUCCACGCAGGGCAGGAGGGACUUUGGCACCCGUUACAGAGUUGACAAACUACCCUAUGAGCCGGAGGGAAUGCUCAGCGAAUGAAUUUGAGGGUGCCUUUGAGAUUCUACUAACGAUUUGUUCUUUACAUACUGCCUCCAAAGCACCCACUACCGUAGCCAUGCCGAGAUGCUUCUGUGUAAGCAGAACCGCACUCGAAGCAUGUCAGGGUGCUGUGCUUCUGGAGCAAGCACAGGCAGCGUCUGGAACCUGUCCUCAAAAGCAAAGCUACUCCCUCAAACUUGAUGUCAAAGAUGGCAAGAUCUACAAUGAACAGAACUUCUUCCAGCGAGCUGCCAAGGCGGGCACAGUGGAGAAGUGGAAGAAGUGGCACUCUGUGCCGUUCCUGGGAAUCCCCACUUGCCUUGGCUUCGGACUGCAUGCUGAUAGCUACAGGUUUUUGGUGUUCUCUGACUUAGGGCGAACUCUCCAGUCCGUCCUGAACGAUGGCUUGUACCAGCUGAGGGAGAAGGCAGCUUUUCAGAUUGUUGUCCGGCUGCUAGACUGCCUGGAGUACAUUCACGAAAACGAGUACGUGCAUGGGGACAUCACAGCUGAGAACAUCUAUUUGAACCCCUCAGACCUCACGCAGGUGACCCUGGCGGGGUAUUGCUUUGCGUUCCGUUACUGCCCCGGGGGGAAGCACGUGGCCCAGCGCGAGGGCAGCAGGACCCCUCACGAAGGCACGAUGGAGUUCAUCAGCCUGGACAGCCACAAGGGAGCGGGACCAUCUCGCCGGAGUGACUUGGAAUCGCUGGGCUACUGUCUUCUGAAGUGGCUCUGUGGCUUCUUGCCUUGGUCUGAUGAGCUGGACAAAGUAGAAACUGUGGUGCAGAAGAAGGAAAAGUACAAAAGGGAUGUGCCUUGCCUUCUCCGAGCGUGCUUCAGGCAGAAACCUGCCCCAGACGCCCUGCAGAGGUACCUGCAGCAGGUCAUGGCACUGGAGUAUGAGGAGAAGCCUCACUACGAGGGCCUGCGGCAGCUCUUCAAGAAACCACUGGAAAAGAUGAAAUCUUCAGCUUAUGACCCUGUGGACAUCAGAAUGGUGCCCUAAACCAAGAAAACUUGCACAGGAAAAAAGAGCUCAAAGCUUUCUGCACUUUCCCGCAGAUAUUUAAUUUUUACCUACCUGUUUUAGAACUGAGAGAGAGUUUUUAUAAGUUUUUUCUUCCAAUUUUAAUGUGAUCCGCUGCUGAAUUUUGAGCCACUGCUGUAACAAGUUAAAUGUGAUGACACUCCUGGAUGGCAAGUCACUGUGAGCAGUAACUGGAGAGCUGCAGCAUAGCUACUGGGAGAAGGGUGAAGUCUGGCACAGGAAAACUAAAUCAGGGACUUUUUUGUUGUUUUUUUCUUUUUUUGCUUUAACUACAGCAGCAGUACAUAGUUUUGUAAUAAACUUUGUGGACAAGCA